Aedes albopictus (Asian tiger mosquito) is the source of this 1419-nucleotide messenger RNA. Its product is annotated as hydroxyacyl-coenzyme A dehydrogenase, mitochondrial. Lineage: Eukaryota; Metazoa; Arthropoda; Insecta; Diptera; Culicidae. The transcript is spliced from 4 exons. The record is from RefSeq and is a predicted model, not a curated record. Gene Ontology annotation, cellular component: mitochondrion. Gene Ontology annotation, molecular function: (3S)-3-hydroxyacyl-CoA dehydrogenase (NAD+) activity; NAD+ binding. Gene Ontology annotation, biological process: fatty acid beta-oxidation. The coding region runs from base 413 to 1291 and encodes 292 amino acids.
UCAAAAUGACUCGAAUGCUUCAUAAUCACCUGGUAUUCCGCGGUUUGUCUUAUCUGCAAGCGAUGAUGACAAUAUGAAUUAGCCAAUGUUCCAUCGAAGUUGUUAUCAGAGGACGGGCGUGCACACAUACAUUGAAAAAGAAGUUCGUCUACUAGAAAGCUCCCUACUUGGAUGUGCAAUCCGCAAUCCGGGGAGCUUAUUGAUAGGUAUCAUUCGUGCACAGUUUCCCUGAGCAGCCAGUCUGUCAAGUGGUGUCUGUGGUUCGUCAUCUCAGUGCUCCGGUCCGGACUUUCACCUAGUCGCAGUCCUUAAUUUGAAUUUGGAAACUGAUAGUCGGCCUGCAUAGCAAUUUUAAAUCAGUUAAGCCGAGUGAUAGACAACCUUUGAAACAUAAAUAUUGCAAGACACCGCCAUGUCAGCGCCAAUACAGAAAGUUGUGAUCGUUGGUGCCGGUACCAUGGGUUCAGGCAUCGCUAUGGUGGCUGCAGCAACGGGCCACAAUGCCACCUUGAUUGACGUUAGCCAGGAAGUUCUUGACAAAUCCCGUUCUGGAAUCGAGACGAACGCGGCACGUGUAGCGCGUAAACUGUUCAAAGAUGAUCCAGAUUCGGCAAGUGGUUUCGUAGCCGAUGCCUUGGCUAGAAUAACCUAUAGCACCAAUCUGGAGGAGUGUGUUGCCUCUGCGGAUUUGGUGAUCGAAGCGAUUGUAGAAAAUAUGAAAAUCAAACAAGAUCUGUUCAGACGGAUUGACAGUGUCGCCCCCGAACACGUGAUCUUCGCCAGCAAUACGUCAUCGUUGUCGAUCGUCGAAAUGGGUUCAGUAACGAAGCGGCAGGAUCGCUUCGCCGGCUUCCAUUUCUUCAAUCCGGUUCCGGUGAUGAAACUGAUAGAAGUGAUUAAAACGGAUAAAACUUCCGCAGACACCCAUGGUCGCCUGAUGGCGUUUGGUCGGGCCUUGGGGAAAACUUGCAUUACCUGCAAGGACACGCCCGGAUUCAUUGUGAAUCGUCUAUUGUUCACAUUGACAUCGGAAGCAUUGAGUAUGCUAGAGCGAGGUGACGCCGAAGUACGGGAUAUCGACACGGCACUGAAACUGGGACUGGGACAUCCGAUUGGACCGUUCGAACUGAUGGACAUGGUGGGGCUGGACGUUACUUUGUAUAUAAUGAAGGAACGUGAAGCUCGCUUACCGAAUGAUCCGGCAGCGAAGGCAAGUCCGACUUUGGUAAAGAUGGUUGCGGAGAACAAACUUGGCGUUAAAAGUGGUCAGGGAUUCUACAGCUAUAAAUAAUAUGGCAUUGAUAUUCGGAAACAUGGUGCAGGAAACUUAUUGAUUAUGUGGGAUGGUGCAUGGGGUUUUUAUGUUCUCAUUACGAAAAAAAAUCGGUGAAAUAGAACAAAUUUUGUUGAUCUAAUCAA